This is a messenger RNA of Hemicordylus capensis (graceful crag lizard), 3495 nucleotides long. RefSeq names its product phosphoribosyl pyrophosphate synthetase 2 (gene PRPS2). Bases 923 to 1537 code for a protein of 204 amino acids. Gene Ontology annotation, biological process: ribonucleoside monophosphate biosynthetic process; 5-phosphoribose 1-diphosphate biosynthetic process; purine nucleotide biosynthetic process. The record is from RefSeq and is a predicted model, not a curated record. The transcript is spliced from 6 exons. Lineage: Eukaryota; Metazoa; Chordata; Lepidosauria; Squamata; Cordylidae. Gene Ontology annotation, molecular function: ribose phosphate diphosphokinase activity; magnesium ion binding. Gene Ontology annotation, cellular component: ribose phosphate diphosphokinase complex; cytoplasm.
UAACAUUUUAAAUGAGUAAGUAAAAAACUUCCCACCAACUAACCCAUCCCCAAACCACUGCUGGUUAUAUAGCAGCAGUGUUAGUUUCUGUCACAGUUCUUUUCAGUCCAUACCUUGUAACAGUGUGCCAGCUGAAACCCCAUCCUGAUGUGUGAAAUACACGUGUCCCCAUUCCAGCCCCAAGUACAGCAUUUGCUGAAGAAGAGACAGAAGCAGUAGGUGGGGCAAGAGACUCUUCCCAUGACUAGGAGUGCUGAGACAUCCAGCGUUUGUUGUGGGCACAGUUUCUGUUGGCUUUGUAAGAGUGUACACUGUACAUGGCUACAAGAACACCUGAACAGAGCCUUUCUAGUUCCAUUGUUUUGUGUCCACUAUUCCUCUUCUUUACACCAUAUUGUCUACCUAUCGACUUCUCUCCCUCCAGCUGUCACCAGCCAACUUCUUAAUCUUUUGCUCUUUCCCAACAUUCCACUUGCUUGCCCUGCAUUCUAUAACCUCAUAGGCAUUAAGUGUUACAAUUGCUCUGCAUUUUGAGGUGAUAUAGGAAGCUGCCUUGCACCAUUGUAAGACCAUUGGUCCAUCUAGCUCAGUAUUGUCUGCUUCACUGACUGGCAGUUGCUCUCCAAGGAAAGGGCAGGAGCCGUUUCCAGCCCUAUGUGGCAAUGUUAGGGAUUGAACUGGGAUUUUCUGCAUGCAAAGCAGAAGCUCUGCCCCUAAGCUGCUCUCCCAUCAAAUUCCAUUCCAAAUGCUGUCAAGCUCAAACUCUAUUCAGACAUUAUGUUGUACCUUUCAGAUGGCUGCACAUGCUUUUGUGUGAACGACUGUAUUUACCAUUAUUUUAACGUGAACCUGGCUACAAGCUCUGUGAAAUGCAUGAUACAGAUAGAGCCGUGCUCCUAUUUCUGCAAAACUUGUUGCCAAUAUGUUAUCAGUUGCUGGAGCAGACCACAUCAUUACCAUGGACUUGCAUGCUUCCCAGAUACAGGGCUUCUUUGACAUCCCAGUGGACAACCUGUAUGCAGAACCAGCAGUGUUGCAGUGGAUUAAAGAAAAUAUUGUGGAUUGGAGAAACUGUGUCAUUGUCUCACCUGAUGCAGGUGGAGCCAAAAGGGUCACUUCCAUUGCGGACAGACUUAAUGUUGAAUUUGCUCUGAUUCACAAAGAGAGAAAGAAAGCUAAUGAGGUGGAUCGAAUGGUCUUGGUUGGGGAUGUGACGGAUCGUGUAGCAAUUCUGGUGGAUGAUAUGGCAGACACUUGUGGCACGAUAUGUUUUGCAGCAGACAAGCUAGUGUCUGCAGGAGCAACUAAAGUUUAUGCCAUUCUCACUCAUGGGAUCUUUUCUGGCCCUGCUAUUUCUCGGAUCAAUAAUGCUGCCUUUGAAGCUGUAGUAGUAACUAACACAAUCCCACAGGAAGAGAAAAUGAAACACUGUCCCAAGAUUCAGGUUAUUGAUAUUUCCAUGAUUCUGGCAGAAGCAAUCCGAAGAACACACAAUGGUGAAUCUGUGUCCUACCUGUUCAGCCACGUCCCACUAUAACUACAGCAUGUUGUAUUAUGCAUCAUUACAUCAAAUGUGGCUCUAUUAAGGAAAUGAAUGUCUAUGAAAGCUUCAGGUUGACUAUAUGUACAUUCCUUCUUCUAAUAUGGACAGUAUAGAAUACCAGCAUCUUAAAAUGGUUUCUCUCUAUGUAUUUUGUUACACCUUUUUAUAAAUCUGCUUUGGGCUUUAAAAGGGGGAAGUGAUAUUUGGCUGACUUGGUAAGAGGCAAAUGUUGCAUAAAAAUUAGCAAGGCAGUGAUACCUUGCAAAGGCCAAAGUUAAUUCAGGAGUUUGUACCUAAUAAAUGCACUUGCUGAUUGUUGAACCCCACUCAGAACAGAAUCUUAGGCUCCAAACUCGAAAGGUUUAGAUAAAUGGCCUCAGUCAUGUUCCCUACUGAAGACAGCAGUGUCUGUCAAGCUCGCAGAUAUUUUGUGUUAGGAUGAUCUUAUGCAUCUCUGGAAAAUGGCUGUGGAAGAAUCCUGAAAAACUCUAAAUAGCUGGGACCUGAAUGCGCCCUAGAGUGCAUCUUAAAUUGCUGACUUGAGGACUUAAUUGCAAGUCUUAUCUCUUAACUCAGUGUGGCAGCAGACCUAGCUGGAGUUUCAUAUGUUUUGGUUAGUGACUUCAAGUAUUAAAGCAUGUGGAGUCUCUUUCAAAAUCUACUUUAACUGCUUACACCAGUAUUUGGUGUAUGACACUUUGUUUUUUCUUUCUUUCUUGUAACACUCAGUUGCACCUCACUCAUUUGGUUCUGAUCUGUUCUGGUGCCUUUUCUUGCUGGGGCAUAGGAAUUGUUGCAACAUAAAGAAAGUGUCAGAAUUGCUUUAGACACGUGUUACUCUUCCUGGAAAUCGAGGCAAUGUUAGAAUGGGAAGGAGCUGCAGUGUAGACCACCUGCAUAGCCUAGGGCUUCUGAGACUACCUGUGUGGUUCUGAUGCCAUGUAGCACCAGUGCCCAUGCUGUGAGGGUAAUAUGAGAAGGGGCCCAGAGUCUCUUCUUUUCUGUCCGAUAACUUGAUUGUCAUAGUUGGUAUGUGCUAUAAAAGGAAGCAAUCUUAAAACAUCAUAAGAACUCACACUGUUCUUAUUGAUGCCUAAUGGGUUAGGGAAGUCUGAGUGAUAUACCCUUGAAUUGGAUUUCUUCUCUUUUAGUAGGGAGCUGAAGCUGCUGCUUAUGCAGAAGAUAAACAUUUAAACUUACUUUAUACAAGGAAUACACUGUAAGGUAUCAGCUUCUCCUUUAAAAAAAAUCAAAUUCUCACAAGACCAUAUAUAUUCUCAGAAGCUUUCUCUAUAGGGGAAGUGAAACAAUCCUGUAAAUAAUUUUGUUGUAUAAACUUGAUUUGUCAGCAGUUUUUUCAAGAGAUUACUAAAAGUUGGUCAAGAUAGGUGCCAAAGUUGGUAUACUCACAAUCAUGAAAUCUGUGUACAUGCAGUUAGUAGCAAAAUAUGUCUUUAAUGAAUAUAAGUUGCAGCUGCUGGAUUACACUACAAAGAUAAAUACUUGUAAAACAGAAUUGGUACUCUUGAUCCAGGGCCAAAAAUCUACAGUGACAAAAAUUUGAAUAGAAUUUUAAAAUGGAUUUCACUUCUCUUGAUCGUUUUAUUUCUCCUUCUGUGCUGGUUACAGCAAUAAGGGAACAGUAGAUAAAGUUAAACUGAAAACCAUUUUCAGUUUAAAUGUCUGCUUACUAAAACAAACAACUUAACUUGCUUUGGAUUCAGAGUCUUUACAGUAUCUGUCACUUGCCUGCCAAAGAACGUUGAUACAACAUUGCCUAAGUGUUUUUUUGCUUCCAUAUUAUGCCAUAUAGCUUACAAAAAUGGGACCAACUGAAAACUUUUUAACUCAUGUGAUAAGCCUAUCUAUUGGAUCUCUGUUUCAAAUGACAUCUGGAAAGGUUUGUCUAUUAUUGUGUUAAAGUUUUCUCAAUAAAUCGUAAAACAGCAUUA